AUCAGCUGUCAAAUUCUGUGUUAGGAGAUAGAAUAAACUUGUUGCCAAAUUGUGAAUGUGAAGAUCCCGAGGACAAUAUUUACUGUCGACAAAUUUAAGAAAAAUUGUGGAAACUGGCUUUACACAAUAUAUAAUACUCCGAAAAAUUCAGCGGAGACUUUAGUCACGUGACCGUGGAAGUUUUUCGUAAACAAGAACGGAAAAGACCAGCAGAUGGAGGGAUAAAAAGUCGUGUGGCAUUUCCAUAACAGGGGCGAUUGUCGACACGAAACCGUCAGCAGAUGUAGAGUACAUGUCCAUCUGCCCGUCAAUGCACGUGAUGCCGUAGUCGGCGAAGUUUUGGGGGAGAAAUAUGAAGCCAGAGACAGGAUCACCAGACAUGGAGGACUGUGUUUGGAACCCGGUGGAGUUGUUUGUAGAUGUUGGAAUUUUGAUUGUUGAAGCAAGGACACCUGACCUCUCGCCUAAAGGUCGUAGUGAAGGUCAGCAUUGCCCUCCAGCACAGGGAGUUCAAGGGGUCAAGGUCACUCCAUGGCACCAGUGUGACCUUCACAGGGAGCAGUGUCGUCGGGCGGACCAGAUAAAGACUCAGAUCCUGAAACUGUCCCGGAAUCACAUUCCACUGAUUAUCGAGGUGCUUUUGUUGCCAGACUGUGAUCACGGUCGUCUGGAGGCUUGCUCUGUGGACGGGAGUGGGGUAGGCUGUAAUGAUGAUUCUGUACUACUGGAGAGAUGGGAAAUUCUUCUGCAACAAAAAAGAUCUGACCGUGUGGACUCGAGCAGUGUGACCGGCCGGUUCCUGCUCCAGGCACUAAGGUCCUACCUUCACUUCUCGCAGCUCAGCUCCUGGCUAAUCUCAAAAAAGGGUUGUCUUCCCCUGCAAAUUGUCUACAGGUUAUAUUCUCCGGGAGAGACGGUGGUUCCCGGCUUUACAGACACCGGUGAGAUGCACAGCUUCCCUGUGGCAGAUCUCGGGACUGAGAGAUUGAAAGUCUCAGUUGUCUCAAUGCCCAGAUUAGCUGAAAUCCCAAAUCUCCUCUGUCAAGAUGAGAAAAAUGUCUCGAUGAGGAAAAAAGCUAGUCCUGAUCGAGACCUGAGUCCGAAGGUCAUGUCUCCUACAAGCAUUCUAAAUAAACCUAGUUCAGAUUUUGGAAAUUCCAGAAGCAGUGCAAGUGUACCCAGCAUUAAGCCCAGUCAAUCUGUAGGAAGUGUACCCAGCAUUAAGCCCAGUCUAUCUGUAGGAGCAUGGAGCAAGAAGACCGAGGAACUCCGUAGGACGUCUCCAGAGUUGUUUCAAGAUAAUGGAAACAAUUUACCUGACCUCCAUCAAGGAACCAGUUUAAACAGAGGGGGUCCCAUAAUUAGUCAGGAGUCUGGAGCAAUUCCAAAACAGAGGGGACAAGGACCGAGAGGAGGGGUAGACUCUCUGACCUCCAAACCACCUGUUGUCAAGAAACUUCAGGCUCAAGUGCCUGUGGAAAGAUCAGGUAUAAGUCCUGAUGUGUCCGAGUUAAAGAUGUCAUUUAAAGCCCAACCUUUGCCAUUAUUACCAGAUGAACCACCCAAUCAGAGAGAUUCUGACUUUCUGGUGAGUCGCUUACCAAGUCCGAAAGUCCUGUUCACCUCAGCAGGAAAAUCCACACAGACAUUCUACAAAAAGCGCCAUCUGGAUUUGAGUUCGCCAGAAUCCAUUGAGGAUCGUGUUCUUGCCAGUAAAAUCUCAAACCUUGUCAAACCGCUGAACUCUGAUGAUCUAGAAAAUUACCUUGCGAGUUUAUCUUCACACCAGCCAGAGAAAGGACUUGGAGCCAGUCUAAGCAACAUUCCCACAAUGCAUUGUAAAUAUUGUAAAUUUAAUGUCGGAGAUGAGCCAAGCUCGUCUUUAUCAAAAUCUGACAUAGGACAGCUGACCUCGCAUGAUAAAUCCUCGCUCAGGCGGAUUCUGCAGGAGUCGUCUGUUUCACCCGAUGGAGUUAAAGCUGCUGGAUGUCACUCUAGUCAAACCCCACAGACAGGUAGUCAAACCCCACAGAGAGGGAAUGACUCGGACGUAUCAGUUGUCUGUAAUCUACAGAAGAUAUUGUCAUCAGAAUCUCAAAAUCUCCACAUACAUACGGACAGUGUCCAACCUCAUAGCUCAUCCGAAACAAAGUCAAAAGAAGAUAGCUGGAAAUCAUCCAUAAAAAACAAUGAAAGGCAGGACAGGCAGGUACAAGGUGCCUUGUCUCACAAACACAAUGUCCAACCUCACAGCUCCUCAGAACCAAAGUUGAAAGAUCACUGGAAUUCAUCCAUAGAACACAGUGAACAACGGAACAAGCAAGUACAGAGUCUCUCAUCUCACAGAGAAUCCGAGGAGCACUCCUCUGUAUCCAGUGAGACCUACUCGCUGUUCGAUGACUUUGUUGAUGAUAUUUGUGACCUUAGUGCUAGUGCGAUGUUGAAGAGUAUACCAUGUGUUAAUAGUAGGACAGAGAUUGAAUCCAAAGUGGACAAAAUGCAACACGAGUCACUUACACCAACAGAUGUACACAUACAAAACAAUUCAUCAGAACCACAGUCACUUACACCACCAAGCUCACAGGCAGAUCCCACUCAAAAAUACCCAGAUCCCACUCAGAAAUACCCAGAUCCCACUCAAAAAUACCCAGGUCCAAGAUCCAACUUUAGGAAGAGUUUUUCUGAGCCAGAAAUGUUAGGUCACCAGUUGACUUUGUGUCAGUUGGAUGAGUUAAAGCUUUCGCCUGAUGAGAAUUUGUCGGAUUUAGAUUCUGUGUUGUCCAAAUCAUUCCAUGACAUUUUCAGCUUGGACAAAUCGUCCAGCGACUCGACUCCUACAAACAGUCUUUCAGAAUCCAACGGAUUCAAACAUUAUUGUGAUAUCAAAUCUAGAGACGUAUUUAAAGACUUGACAAAAAGUUCAACAAACUCAUCCACAUGUAAGAGCUCAAAUAACCAAGAUUUGAUGAUCUGUACAAACAGUGUUACAGAAGUGAAUGCCCCAGACAGUCAGAAUUAUGAUAGAAUAAAGUUGGGAGGAUCCGGAAGAGGUGAAAUUGAGAGGAAUGGAUUCAAAGAGGAUGAAACUGACAGUGGUGGAUCAAGGAGGAGCAUGUGGGAGAGGAAUGAAGUUGGUGAAGAAGGAUCUAAGAUUAUUGCUGGUGCAUCCAACAGAAGUGGAUCACAGAAGACCAAAUCGUCACUGUGUCAACAACUCCUGAAGAAAGAACUGCAGCGCUCUUACACUAGUGAUUCGGUGGAGAUUCACACUAAGUUCCCGACUCAGGAGCAGGUUCAUCGCUUUCAGAGAAACCUGGAGCAGUCCUCGAACAUGGUGUUCAACUCCAGCACAGGGCUACCCUCCCGAUCCAGUCCGGCCCCUCUGAAGCGUAAGACGGUAGGGCGAUUUGACUAUGACAAUACCCUGGUGAAUUCCAGAGCCAUUAAAAAUGCUCUAUCCUGCUCCAAACUGACCUUGGAUUCUGAAAGUUCGAGGUCAGCUGUCACACCUGACCAGUCACGCAUUCUGAGUACGUCUGCACCCGCCUCCACCAACUGCCUGCUGGGAAACUUUGAGGAGUCGGUGUUGAAUGGCCGUAUUGAGCCAAUCGGAGUGGUGGAUGGAUUUACAUGUGACAUCGGGGCAGGUGGAUCCUUCUGUCCCAAACAUGUGUCACUUCCUGUCACUGCCUACUUCUUCCAAUUGUCAGAUGACAAUGCCCCAUCACCUUAUCUUGGUCAUAUUAAUUUGGAAAAUUUAGGGAAGAAAGGAUACCACAUACCAAAGUGUGGCACAGUACAAGUAACUUUAUUCAACCCCAACAAGACGGUCAUCAAAAUGUUUGUUGUCAUGUAUGAUCUCAGUGAUAUGCCCCCACAGUGUCAAACAUUCCUGCGACAGAGAACUGUGUAUAUGCCAGUGGAAGAAAACAGCUCACAGCCAUCAUAUCUCAGAUACCUCAUUCAUCUCAGGUUUGCUAGUUCAAAAUCAGGAAAGCUCUUCCUCCACACAGACAUCCGAGUUUUGUUUGCCAGAGACAAGUUUGAGUUUGAUCCGAAUGUCGCCAAGUACGAGUUACGAUCCUUUACUGAGGCCCCAUCCAACCCAAAGUUUUCACCGCGGAGGUGAUGACGGCGAUACCUAGGUCAAUUCUAGGUCACAUUCAGAUCAUUGCUAUGUUUUCAGGCCCGUAACCACGAUUUUUUAUUCAGAUCAUUGCUAUGUUUUCAGGCUCAGGACCACGAUUUUUUUCUGGGGGGAUGCAAGUAUCGUAGAAGUGAAAUUUUUAGCAAAACCCAAAUUUAGCGAUAUCUCCAUAAAAAUGGGUUUAUAUACAUGUAUGUAUUUAGCAAAAGCUGGACUGCAUUAAAGAUCGGGGAGGGUAAGAUCAUAGAUAAUGAUUUCUGAGUAGAAAAAUGGGGGAGGGUAAGAUCAUAGAUAAUGAUUUCUGAGUAGAGAAAUGGGGGAAGGGGGGGGGUGUAAGGGUAAGCUCAUAGAUAAUGAUUUCUGACACGUAAAAUAUAUCAAACUGGGUAAAGAAUUGUGAUGGGGGGAGAUCAUAGAUAAUGAUUUCCAACAGGGUAAAACAUCGUUUUCUGAUAAUGCUUUGGUUUAAGUAAUUUUACGGGCUUGAUUUUAUCUAACGUAGAUUUCAAUACUGUUUAAGGGGCGAGAUCAAAAGAUCGAUGUCGGAUUAAAAUCAAAAUUUUAAUAGUUGUAGGGAGAACAAAAUCUCCCGUAAAUUUCUGUCAUCAGACAUGAAUUACACUUCAGUGGAAAAAGAAAAAAGACAUUUAAGCGAUUGUUAAAAACCACAUAAUAAUAUUACAUCUUAAAGAACAUUUGAUAGUUUUAAUGUGCACUUUCAUUUAUGAAUAAAUAGUAAAAACGGUACACAGGGUGUUACUCAUAAUGGUGUUUUUACUCGUUAAUUGCAUUCAUAAUAUUUAGUUUUUAAAGGUGAAAACUAUGUGAAAUAAGUUUUUUGUCAGACAUUGAACUUUUGAUCUCGCCCCUAAGUCGGUUAUACAUGCAGCUUAAAUAUACACACUAAAGGUACUAGUUUCCAUGGUAACACAUUUUGUCAUGAUCUGAGAGUUUAUACCAUAUUCAGUGGAAAUCUUGCAAAAUUGUGGAGGUUUUGUAAAUUAUUGACGGAUAUUUGCGACCAUGAUUGAAAAAAGCACAGUUGUAUUAUUAUGAUGGCUGUAUUGAGAUUUUUAUUGAAGUCAAAUAUACAUGAAAGGUAAAUCUAGGUCCUUUAUGACUACUGUAGGUCAUUGCUUGUAAUAUAUUACAUUUUAUUGUGAAACAUACGACAGGAAUGAUUCGUUUAUGUAUGAUUUAUGAGUGUAUACAAGUUAAUCUGAUUCUAAUUGUUACCUAGCAACAAGCGGGGUUACAGAAUUGCGACGAUGAGGAGGUAUUUUUGUUAUCCAAGUCCACCACCCUGCAGUGCUGCAGAAUCAAACACUGUUCAUGAUCCCCGUCACAGUAAUAAGUUUAUUGACUUGAGUUGACAUGAAGACUUGGAUUUUUUUCUUCUGUUUUCGGAUUAUUUCAGAUUUUAGUGUGUAGUGUUGAGACAUGAUAUUUAUUGUUAAUGAAUGAUGUAUGAUGACUCUAUAAACUUACUUCUAUAAAUAUUUAAA
This is a messenger RNA of Ostrea edulis (European flat oyster), 5652 nucleotides long. Its product is annotated as atos homolog protein A-like. The record is from RefSeq and is a predicted model, not a curated record. The coding region runs from base 353 to 4129 and encodes 1258 amino acids. The transcript is spliced from 12 exons. Lineage: Eukaryota; Metazoa; Mollusca; Bivalvia; Ostreida; Ostreidae.